Molecule: messenger RNA, 708 nt
Organism: Dovyalis caffra
Lineage: Eukaryota; Viridiplantae; Streptophyta; Magnoliopsida; Malpighiales; Salicaceae
Source: the annotation of a GenBank genome assembly
AUGUCUCGUCGUCGUCGGUCACGGGCAACCGGAUCCUCGUCCGCCGAUUCCACCACCACCAUGGCAAUCAGCAUUGAAGAUCACCAACUCCCAUACGACACACACAACCUGUACGAUGUCAACUUCUACGAUGACAAGAUCCACACUUUAGUCACCCACACCCCUUCCUUUGUCAACACAUGGGUAGCCGACGCCCAACAAAAUCUCCACCAAAACAGCAACCCUAUUGAUCAUCCCCUUCUAGUCGGCCUAGACAUCGAGUGGAGACCCAACAGGAUGCGUCACAUCGAAAACCCAGUUGCCACAAUCCAACUUUCCACCGGCAAAGACUGUUUGAUCUUUCAACCUCUGCAUUGUCCCACAGGUAUCCCGCAAUCCCUUUAUGAUUUUUUGAGCAACAAGACUUAUACUUUUGUUGGGGUUGGUAUUGGGAGCGAUGUGGAGAAGUUAGUGGAAGAUUAUGAGUUGAGUGUGGGGAAUGCUGUGGAUUUAAGGGGUUUGGUUGCUGAGAAAUUUGGGGCUGUAGAUUGGAAGAAUGCUGGGCUAAAAAGGUUGGUGAAGGAGGUUUUGGGGAGAGAAUUUGAGAAGCGGAAGAGGGUUACUUUGAGUAGGUGGGACAAUGAGUGGCUUACUGCCGCUCAAGUUCAAUAUGCUUGUCUUGAUGCCUUUUUGUCUUACAAGAUUGGGGAGAGUUUGUAUGCUGCUUGA